UUGUUUUCAUACAUGUUUGGUCUAGAUCCAAACAAACCCAAGUAGGGAUUCAAAUUUUGGAGAAAAAACUCCACAAGAAAACAGGAUACGAGUCAUACGAGUGGGUGUCGAACCAAAUAGAAUUCAGAAUACGUGCCUCUUCAGAUGAAUCACAUGAUCAUCAACUAACAAUUAGGGUUUAGAGAAACCCCAACUUUAUCAAGGGUUCAAGCUAACAAUGGCCGAGCUGUGGUGAAACCAAAAUUGUUAUGAUUGGACUCUGAUUGACCUGAAGAACAGAGGAUUUAGAAUCUGGAAAUUGUGAAGUUUUUAUUUUAAGAGAGAAAGAGAGAUCACGGGUUUCAGUUCAUAUGCUGUUCUGAAGCAUUUGAUCGAAAAACAUAAACUCAACAAACAACAAUGGCGAGAUGGUCUGGCGGUUUUAGAUGCUUGCUUCUUCUAGUUGCAAUCGCCUUCAUCUAUACCCAGGUGAGGCUGUUUAAGGCCCAGUCUGAGUAUGCAGACAAAAUUGCAGUUGCAGUGGAAGGGGAAAAUCAUUGUACAAGCCAGAUGCGGUUCUUGAUUGAUGAGAUAAGUAUGCAGAAACAAAAGGUGGUGGUUUUGGAAGAAAAAGUGAGACGCCAAGAAGAGGAGUGUGAACAAUUGAGGACACUUGUUCAAAAUCUUGAAAAGAAAGGAGUCAAAAGCUUGUUUGAACAAGUAAAGGCACCAGUUGCAGCUGUUGUUAUUAUGGCUUGCAAUCGUGCUGACUAUCUGGAAAGGACUAUUAAUUCUAUUUUUAAGUAUCAUGACACUGUUGCAUCAAAAUUUCCAGUUUUUGUAUCCCAGGAUGGGUCAAAUUCUGAUGUUAGAACAAAGGCUAUGAGUUACAAUCAGUUGACCUACAUGCAGCACUUGGAUUAUGAACCUGUGGAUACUGAAAGGCCUGGGGAAUUAAUUGCAUAUUACAAGAUUGCACGCCACUACAAAUGGGCACUGGAUCAAUUGUUUUACAAACAUAAUUUUAAUCGGGUCAUCAUACUUGAAGAUGAUAUGGAGAUCUCUCCUGACUUUUUUGAUUAUUUUGAGGCUGGAGCAGACCUCCUUGACAAAGAUAGGUCCAUCAUGGCUAUCUCUUCAUGGAAUGACAAUGGGCAAAACCAAUUUGUGCAUGAUCCUUAUGCAUUAUAUCGUUCAGAUUUCUUUCCUGGGCUUGGAUGGAUGCUAUCUAAACCUACAUGGGAUGAAUUAUCUCCAAAGUGGCCAAAAGCUUACUGGGAUGACUGGCUAAGAUUACAAGAAAAUCACAAAGGCCGACAGUUUAUUCGUCCUGAAAUUUGCAGAACAUACAACUUUGGUGAGCAUGGUUCUAGUUUGGGACAGUUCUUUAAUCAAUACCUGAAACCUAUUAGGCUGAAUGAUGUCACGAUUGAUUGGAAAAAGAUGAACCUGACCUACUUAAUGGAGGAUAAAUAUGUAAACCAUUUUGCAAACAUGGUGAAAGAUGCAAAGCCUCUUUAUGAACCUAAUCUUGUUCUAAAGACAAACCAUGUAGAUGGAGAUGUGCGUAUACAAUAUAGAGAUCAAACUGAUUUUGAAGACAUUGCUCGCCAAUUUGGCAUUUUUGAAGAAUGGAAGGAUGGUAUACCAAGAACUGCUUACAAGGGAGUUGUUGUUUUCCGAUACAAAACAAUAAGGCGAAUAUUCCUGGUGGGCCCACAUUCCUUGGAACAGCUAGGGAUUCAAAACGAUUAGUGUAAUAUGAUAUUGAAAAAAUUGCUUUAGACCAUCUUUCUCCACAAGACGAAUAUCAUACCAGAAUCAAACACACAUAAACAUAUUUAUUAGUAUAUUUGUAGAGAGAGGUACAUUGUACACAGACACAAUGUUUCUAAUUUGUAACAUUUAUUUUAUUUGCUCUCGUAAAAUAGCUAGAUUGAUCCAAUCCUUUCAUUUUGAAAUGUAUGAUUUCUUUUUCUUAUGUAUCGCAUUCAUUAAUUCUGAGAAAACCAUUUAUCAUUCCAAGUUUGUAAAUACUCAA
Messenger RNA from Lactuca sativa (garden lettuce), 2020 nucleotides. Its product is annotated as alpha-1,3-mannosyl-glycoprotein 2-beta-N-acetylglucosaminyltransferase. Gene Ontology annotation, molecular function: alpha-1,3-mannosylglycoprotein 2-beta-N-acetylglucosaminyltransferase activity. NCBI's taxonomy places the organism in Eukaryota, Viridiplantae, Streptophyta, Magnoliopsida, Asterales, Asteraceae. The record is from RefSeq and is a predicted model, not a curated record. Gene Ontology annotation, cellular component: Golgi apparatus.